GAAGUGAAGCCCGGUAUUGGACGUAAUCGCCUUGCUUCCUCUUCUACACACACAGCAGCACAGCCUGUUCGCUCUGUUUUCUAAGAACACACUGAGAGGGUGAAUUCCACACUCCUUUUUAUUCCUUUUUCAUUCAAGAUUGUUUCCAGAUGUUGGCCUCCCUACAAACUGUUACUAUGGAGCUCAGUCCCAUCAAUGCGUGCUUGUUUGCAGGAGCUCAGUCCCAUCAAUGUGUGCUUGUUUGCAGGUGUAGUAUCUAUCUCUCUAUCUAUCUAUGUAUAUUUAACAGUGGUGUGCUUUGCACAGCUCCCCUUCUCUCCCUGCUGUGAUGGCGGCACCAGCAGUGACUCAGACUCGUCCAACUCGUUUGCUGUGGCGGACAUGGACCUGGAUGUCAUUGAAGAGUAUUUAAAUGAACAGAGAAGUACGAGUGCACACCUGGCUGAGGUCCAGCCUGAGCCAGGAGAUUGCUGCUGGAAUGAGGAAGAAACCCGGAUUAUAGAGAACAGCUGGUCUGGACGGUUUCCCUACGAGUGGCAUCUUUACAGCACGCUUUCAAACCCCAGCUCUGAAUACUGUGGGCAAGCGCAAGCCCCUGCCUGGCACAGCACUGCCAGCGUCGAGUGGGGCCACUGCCAGUCUGGGUAUGAAGUGUGUCCAAGCAGCGAUUCAGACUCCCAGUCCAUGAUCUCUGCAUCCAAUGACAAUGACAUCCCCACCUUGGACAGAAGAGCAAAGAAAAACCCCAGCAGUCCCCAGCUAACAUCCCCCAUUGGUAAAAAGAAAGAGCGCCUCUUCCAGUUUCUCUACGAGAUGCUCCAGACCCCGGAGAUGCGACCCUGCGUCUGGUGGGUGCAGUCCCACAGCGGCAGGUUUCAGUUCUCCUCACAGAACAAGGAGAAACUCGCCGAGAUGUGGGGGCGGAGGAAAGGCAACCGGAAGACCAUGACUUACCAGAAGAUGGCCCGAGCUUUGAGGAAUUACUCCCGGACCGGGGAGAUCUCCAAGGUGAAGAGGAAGCUCACCUACCAGUUCAGCGAUUUCAUUCUGAGCAGGCUACAGGGAGAGAUCAAGAGAGGGAGCAAAUGAUAGAGAGGACUGUCAGGGAAGAACCCCUGGAAGAAAAAACCAUAAAUACUGAGUAUUUACUAACCUUGUAACUUGCACUGUCAAACGCUGAGAUCUGAAAAAACGCUUGCUUGUAAAUUUAAUCAGAGUUCUGAUCGGGUUGAACUGUGUGUCACUUUUUUUUUUUUUUAAGUGAAACUGCCAUUAUGAAAUCUAGUUUACAAUCGUAGAUGCUGAGAAAAGUGGAAAGUCGUCAGGCUUUGGAAAUAUGUCUGUAAAUCUAAGGAUUACCUUUAUUCUUUUUUAAAAGUUAAAACUACUUUAUAAGUAGCCAUAAUGUUCAUGUUGGAACACCUGCCUGACUUGUUUACGUUUAUUAUCAUUUUUUUGGAAUAAAAUAUUCUUGUAAUAUA
This is a messenger RNA of Acipenser ruthenus (sterlet), 1481 nucleotides long. RefSeq names its product transcription factor Spi-C. Gene Ontology annotation, cellular component: nucleus. The record is from RefSeq and is a predicted model, not a curated record. Gene Ontology annotation, molecular function: sequence-specific DNA binding; DNA-binding transcription factor activity, RNA polymerase II-specific. Gene Ontology annotation, biological process: cell differentiation; regulation of transcription by RNA polymerase II. The transcript has 6 exons. Lineage: Eukaryota; Metazoa; Chordata; Actinopteri; Acipenseriformes; Acipenseridae. The coding region runs from base 196 to 1089 and encodes 297 amino acids.